AUGGGCAUACCGUACAGGAUAUUAGCAUUGCUGUUACUUACAUGGGAAGCUUCUGCUCAGGAGGCAAAUGCUCUUAUAGCCGGUGAUAGCAGCUUUAUUGGUGCUCCGGGUGUCAAGGCUAGAUUGACCCUCUCCGGUGUGACGGCCGUCGCCAAAAUGGUCGCAAAAACUUUAGCAUCAGAAAUUGCGCAAGCCGAUCAUAUUGUGACGUCUCCGGCUGUCAAGCUUGGUCAAACACAAAUGAUGGCUAAUUCGCCGAGGUUAAAGUUAUUUAAUGAUGUCAAUCAGGUUACGGUAGAUAUGGUGCCGAUCGGUGCUCUAACUGCACAUAUCACGAAUGUUAACGCAAGUGUCCCAUUCGAUGUUUCCGGAACUUUCAACGGAAUGCCCGUUUCCGGGGAAUUUGAACUUCUCUCCUCUGGAUUCGGAAUGGAUGUCACGCUGUCAAUCAAACGAAACCCCCGAGGCAAUCCUCUGAUCACGAUCCUCUCAUGCCGUGCCAUCCCUCCACGUGCUCCCCUCAUUGUUCAUGGCUCCGCGACUGCCAGGAACGAUCUUGUCACUCAGCUGCAGAUUACCCUUCAACAAACCGCAAACUUCGAUCUGAUGCAAGCGAUGAUCGAUGCAGAUAAAGAAAUCAGGAGGAAAGCCCGCAGCCGCUCACGUCGUGCUCCAGCUCCAGGCACCCUUCAAGCUUUUAUUUCCAGCAAUUUUAACUUGUCACGCGCCGAAGGCCUAGUGCUAGAUUAUGGAGUCGUUACAAGUCCGACCCUUUCUGCCCGGGGCAUCGAAAUGGAUUCUUCCGGCGAAAUCUCGGCCCAUAAUGCGCCAACCCCGUUUGGCCCACGACCAAUUGCCCUAUCUCCGGUUGUCGGAAAUGAAAUGUUUGAGAUUGUGGUGUCCGAUUUUGUGCCCAAUAGCUUUAUGUACCACGGGCAUCGGAUCGGAAUGUUUAACACACGAGUGGACCCGACCACGCCUCAUUUUGGGCCUACUAUGCGAACGACUUGUGAUUUAAAUUCGGGCUCCUUAUUCUGUGUUGGCGAUCUCUUCCCCACUCUCCGUGAUCAAUUCCCCGACAAGGAGCUUGUAUUCCUCUUCUCAACCCUGAAAGCACCCGCAGUCAUUGUUCACAAAGAAAAUGAUGGGGGAAUUGCAUUUGAUCUUCUUGGUUUGAUCCGAGUGCAACAAUAUGAUCCAGUGACGAAGAAAGAAACACCUAUUGGGGAGAUGGAAAUUCAGAUCACGGCACAAAUGAAGAUGAGGAUCACGAGUAAGGUGGUAAAAGGCAAAGUUCUGUUGGACAACAUAUUCUUGCGAACCCGAACGCCAAGUGUUCUCGUUCAAGAAGAGCUGGAUGAUGCAUCGCUGUUGUCACGUGAAAUCCUGCAACGAAUGGUCAACGACAUUAUCAAGCAGGGUGUCCCAAUCCCGGUUCACCCACUGUUUAGGCUCAAGAAGCCGACGAUGAGACUCGGCGAUCGUUCACUGAUCCUUGAGACUUCAUUCACCUUGAAUCGACGCCUAAUCAAUCAGUUGACUGCUGCCCAUUUGUCUUCUGCU
This is a messenger RNA of Mesorhabditis spiculigera, 1563 nucleotides long. NCBI's taxonomy places the organism in Eukaryota, Metazoa, Nematoda, Chromadorea, Rhabditida, Rhabditidae. The record is from the annotation of a GenBank genome assembly.